UAAAAUGACGAGGUUUGGAUGCUUUUCCAUUCAAUUACGACGCUACAAACAUACCUUUCUCAUUGGAAAUUUAAAAGUGAAAUUUUUUUUUCUAUCAAACAAAAUGAAAAGUUACAUUGCCAUUUUGGUCAUCGUUGCUACAAUGAUGAUGAUGAUUGCUGAUGCUGCACCGGCUGCAGAAGAUUUGCAAGUCGAAAUACCGGAAGCAAGUUUACGAAAAUAUCAUCCAUUGUUGAAAAAAUUUGGUGAAAAAGCUAAAUUCUUUUUACGUUGUAUGGGUAAAGAAUUUAUUGAGCAUUGUGUCGAUCCAGUAGUGAAUUGUAUCGCAACACGUAAUGUUAUCGGUUGCAUUGAAAUACUUGUCUGUGCAUGUAAAGAAGGCAAAGAAUGUGUUCAUCUUUUACGUGAAAAAUUCAAUGUUAAUUCAACCACAUUGGCAAGCGUUUAUUGAAGAUGUAUUUCAAUUUUAACAUAAUUAAAAAAUUAUUGAAUAAAUGACAAUUUUAGUUAUUACAAAA
Messenger RNA from Dermatophagoides farinae (American house dust mite), 518 nucleotides. RefSeq lists its product as uncharacterized. The record is from RefSeq and is a predicted model, not a curated record. NCBI's taxonomy places the organism in Eukaryota, Metazoa, Arthropoda, Arachnida, Sarcoptiformes, Pyroglyphidae.